GGCGUAACGUCCACACAGCACAGCACAAUUCCAAUUCUCUUCUUCUUCUUUCUUUAUAUCAUCUCUAUCUCUAUCUCUCUUUGCUUUCUCUUUAACCCACUAAAUUUAUCAUCUCUCUCUCUCUCUCUCCACAAUUCUCGCCAACUAAACCAACAAACAAAACUCCAUCUCUCUUAUAUAGAAAGAGAGAGAGAUUGUUCAAACCUAAAUCAAAGACGAAUCUCGGAAUCUCCGGAGACGAAACUUUAUUAAAAAAAAAAACAGAGACGAAACGGAGGAGGAUCGAAGAUGUGUUGCGGAAGGAUAUGCAUGAUGUGCACGUGUUUGGUAUUGGUGGUGAUCGCGAUUGGGUUUGUAUUUGGAUUCGGCGUUUUCAAGGAUGGAUUUCACAAGAUCCACGACUCUGUUCAUCUCCAAUGCGAUCCCAGAUUUGGUUGCGGCGCUCCUCUUGGACGUCGCGGUUACGGUUUCCCAGCUCCGCCUGGUAUUAACUAGCUAUAGUGUGAUCUCAUGAUUUUGUUUUUGUCGUCUUUGAAUUCCAAAUCUUGGGUAUAAUAGCGAUUCUUUAGGGUUUUUUUUUUAUUAACAACCAUUGUUUUGCUUUUUUUAUCUUCUUCUUUAUUAACUUUCCCCCGAGUUUCUCUUCUCACAUGGACUAUACUUGUGCGCAUUCGUGGAAUGUUUCAUUAAAUUAGAUUUUAGUUUCUUGACC
Messenger RNA from Camelina sativa (false flax), 712 nucleotides. RefSeq lists its product as uncharacterized. The record is from RefSeq and is a predicted model, not a curated record. Lineage: Eukaryota; Viridiplantae; Streptophyta; Magnoliopsida; Brassicales; Brassicaceae.